Limanda limanda (common dab) is the source of this 1448-nucleotide messenger RNA. It is a transcript of the gene hs3st1l1, whose product is annotated as heparan sulfate (glucosamine) 3-O-sulfotransferase 1-like1. The transcript has a single exon. The record is from RefSeq and is a predicted model, not a curated record. Lineage: Eukaryota; Metazoa; Chordata; Actinopteri; Pleuronectiformes; Pleuronectidae. Gene Ontology annotation, molecular function: [heparan sulfate]-glucosamine 3-sulfotransferase activity. Bases 1 to 942 code for a protein of 313 amino acids.
AUGACUUGUUUCCUGAUAUCGGCCUUUCUGCUGGUUUUCCAGACAUAUGCUGCUCCACGUGAGCUCAUCCAGCCAGGAUAUAGCAUAACACUGGACCCCAUGGACCUUGCUUCUGGAGUAUCAGCAAAUAUCACUGGAGAUGAAACCUCAUCUCCACCUCCAGGAACAAGUAAAAGAGCCCCUCAUAGUAUCAUUAUUGGGGUACGGAAAGGGGGCACGAGAGCACUGUUGGAGAUGCUCGAUAUCCACCCUGAGGUUGCUGCUGCAGCCACUGAGGUGCACUUCUUCGACUGGGAUGAGAACUAUGCCAAGGGCUUUGAGUGGUACCGAGAUUUGAUGCCCUACUCUUACCCACACCAGAUCACAGUGGAGAAAACUCCUGGUUACUUCACGUCAGCCCUUGCACCGGAACGCAUCUGCGCCAUGAACUCCUCCAUAAAGCUGCUGUUGAUCCUGCGCGACCCGGCCGAGCGGGUCAUCUCCGACUACACACAGGUGUACUUCAACCGGCUGGAGAACCACAAGCCAGUGCAAGCCAUCGAGAACCUGCUAGUGCGUAAUGGAGCCCUGAAUAUCAGAUACAAGGCCAUUCAGCGGAGCCUUUAUGACGUCCAUAUGCGUAACUGGCUGCGUCACUUUCCCCUGGAACAAAUACACAUCGUGGAUGGUGACGCUCUGAUCCAUGACCCCCUGCCAGAGCUUCAGAAGGUGGAGCGCUUCCUGAAUUUGACCCCAAGGAUAGUGUCCUCCAACUUCUACUUCAACCAGACCAAGGGGUUUUACUGUAUCCGCAGUGACGGCCGAGAGCGAUGUCUGCACGAGUCGAAGGGACGUCCUCACCCGGCUGUCAACAGCACCAUCCUCCAGCAGCUCCGCUCCUACCUACAGGAACACAACCGGACCUUCUUCAGACUGGUGAAGCGCACCUUUGACUGGCAAUAAGAAAACACAGAUCACAAAUCAGACUUAAUGAAGCCACUACCCUGUCUGGGAUGAGGACAAUAAGGGGGCAUAAAGCACUUUACAGAACUGACAUUUAACAAGCCCUUGAAUAGCCUCCAUACAACUGUUGUGAUCUCUGGUUUCAUCAGAGCUGUUUAAUUUAUACCAUAAGGGAAAACAUGUUAAAAACAGGGUGACGCUUUAGAUUACAGUCCACAAUGUACAGUUACUCCAGAGAUAUGGUAUAAUCUUUAGUAUUCACGUGAAACAGUACAGUAUACAAGGCAUUGGUACUUGACAGAAAGACUUGAAGCUAUGGAAUAAGGGGGUAACAAUUUGUGGUACUUUGCAUCAGUCCAUACUGUACUAGUGGCCUACACUUUGGAGUAAUUAAGCUGUACAUUGUGGGGGGGAUAAUCUAACGCGUAACCAAAUACUGUAACUUGAGGCGUAAAGUUAAAUGGAAGAAUUUCCAAGCUUAAUAAAUCAUUCUCUCUGUGCUGGAA